Drosophila sechellia is the source of this 2658-nucleotide messenger RNA. RefSeq names its product serine protease inhibitor 77Ba. Gene Ontology annotation, molecular function: serine-type endopeptidase inhibitor activity. NCBI's taxonomy places the organism in Eukaryota, Metazoa, Arthropoda, Insecta, Diptera, Drosophilidae. The transcript is spliced from 5 exons. Bases 1276 to 2529 code for a protein of 417 amino acids. The record is from RefSeq and is a predicted model, not a curated record.
UCUCGCGUCACGGCCAGGAACUAAAAUCAAGUAAGCAGCACAAUGGGGAAGUCUCACUGUACCGCUUUACUUUCGUCACAUGUAAAAGUUGUUAACGUCUACUAAUUAAAGAAUAUAAAAGAUGUUAAUCUACGCGACGAUCUCGGUAUUACUGAUGCCAAGCUUCCUACAUCAGCGCCCUCUUGCGGAUUUGAAAAUCAUUGAAAAUACGCGUAGUACAGCUGGAAAACUGCUGUAAUCAACACGACAGGGCACUGUUAAAUUAGCAGCUGCUAAUUAGUUGAAUGGUCUAAACAACUUUGGGAAAGUUUGGUGUGGAUAUUUUGAUUGUGGAUAAGGCAACUAAUAAAAUAAAAAAAAAUCGUUCUUCUUCAGAAAUAUGGCCACAUUUUACCGGCUUGUGGUCGCUACAGUGGGCGUGACAUACAUACAAACAUUACUGGAAUAUAAUAAUAUAAUAUAAUAUAUAUUAUAUAUAAUAUAAUAUAUCGUUUUGACCAAUCCCUGGAUUUUUCAACAAGACAAUGCUUCUAUUCAAAAUUGUCGAGUAGCAAAGUCUUUCAUUUCGAGCUAAGACGUUAAUAUCAUGACCUGUCCACCAUAUUCUCCAGAUCGCAACGCUAUUGAAAAAGUUAGGGGCUGGCUAAUACGGAAGGCGUACGAAGUGCUUGGAGCGAGAUUUCCUUGAGCUACAUAGAAUCCUUGUACCAGUCUAAGAAGGACCGCAUUUUUUAACUGUUACUAACAAAACUCUUUGCUGAACAAUUUUUUUUCUAUUUAAAAAAAAAAAGAAAUAGUAAUGCCGAAUAAUAUUGUAAGUUAAAAUUCAAAUAAUUUUCUUAUAACAAUUAAAAAGCCAAAGUGCGUCCAUUCUAAUGACCAAGAAAAAUUAGACCUGUAUUGAGUAGUUCUAAAAAUAUGUUCGAAAACACAAGUUUGUUAAAUAUGUAUAAUCAUUUGAAUAUUAUAUUUAAAUAUCAUUAAAUAAGACAUUUUUUUGCAUAUCAACUUCUUUUCUAUCGUCACUUUAUAAAUAUAUAUGAAGCAAAGUUGAACGUGUGUCUAACCUAUUACCAACAAAGUAUAUACUUUAUUUUACAUACUCUUGAAAAAAUCGACGAGUAACUAAAAUAAAAAUAGAGACUACAUGGCUUAGAAUAUUGAACUGCACAAAUUAAGGAAAAUAAAUCAUAUAAAUACAGUUUUUCGUUAAUAAGAAACCAGUUUUGAGUAGCGUUCGAGUGCACAAAGAGCCAAUUAAAUUUGUUUGACAAUAUGAAGCUCGGAUUUCUGGGGCUUUUUGGCAUGGUGCUCAGUUUGCGGGGCUAUCAAUGUAUAGUUCGUGAACAAACGAAAAGUCCAUUUCUAAAAACGACGGAAGGAAGAACGCAAUUUGCCAUCAAAAUGCUGCAAAUCGAAUCCACGCAUAUAAAGCAGGAAAACUUUGCAAUGUCGCCAUUUUCCACGUGGUCACUCAUGCUCCUGUUUUUCGAGGCAGCGAAUGUGGGAAAGUAUGCCUACAACGAGCUGCGUGAUGUCCUGGAUCUCUCUUGGGAAUAUCCAAAACUGCGCAGGUGGUACGAGGCUGCCCGUGUUAAUCAUCAUUUCGAUUCGGAAAACACAAAAUUGUUUUCGCUGCGUUACGCUUACUACGACGAUGAUAAAGAUAUAACAUUCGUGGAAGGAUUCAAUAGUACAGUUCUUAGUGGAGAAGGAAAUGUGGUCCUUAAGGAGGGCCAGCCAAGGGCUGUAAAGUUCACCGAGGGGGCGAGUGAAAUAAUCAACGCCGACAUCGCCAAAGCCUCUCAUGGGAAAAUCUUAGGUUCCUAUAGCCGUAGCACGUUCAAUAGAACAGACACGAUUCUGGGGCUUACUGUUAGCUACUUUAAGGCCAAGUGGGAGUAUCCAUUCGAUAAGUCCCAGACGAAAGUGGAGCAGUUUUACGACUCCAGCGGCAAGCCGGCAGGUAAGGUGGAUAUGAUGGUGCAAACGGGGAAGUUUGCCUACAUCAGAAGUAUAAGGCGUCUGGAUGCGGAUUUCCUGAUGCUACCUUUUGGGGAACAUGAGCUAGUAAUGAUCGUCAUACUGCCGAAGCCAUCCCACAGCGUUAGCCAGGUGCUCAACCAAUUCAAAAGCUACGGACUGCAGUCCAUCCUUGACAAGCUCGGGGCCUCCAAGAAUGAAACUGAUGUAGAAGUCAAGCUUCCCAAGUUCGAUACGCUAUCCGUACUUCCACUCGUGGGUCCAUUAUUCGAGGCUGGACUAACGGAGCUGAACAACGAGUUCGCAGAUCUAGAGCGAAUGGUGAUUGCCGACGGUUUCAGAGGAACGUACCUCUCCCACUACGACCAAUUCGCUCGGAUCGUCGUAGAUGAAGAGGGUUUGCCUGAUGCUGUUCCGCAGAAAUCUUCUGGAGCAGAUAACAAGUUCAAGUUCCAUAUGAACAGGCCGUUUGCAUACUUUGUCUUACAAAAAUCAUUCAAAUUGCUCCUUCACUCCGGAGUCUUCCAGAAAGGUGAGGUCCAGUAAUGAAGAUAAGCAGAAAAUACAUUCCUUUUUUCUAUGACAAAUCACUUUAAACACUUUUAUGUUGUUCGUAUAUAAUAUACAAGUUCGAAAUUCAAAGGCGGGUUAGCGAUAAGAGCAAGCCUUAAUUUA